Molecule: messenger RNA, 2077 nt
Organism: Anopheles cruzii
Lineage: Eukaryota; Metazoa; Arthropoda; Insecta; Diptera; Culicidae
Gene: TfIIS
Product: transcription elongation factor S-II
Exons: 2
Coding region: 247-1233 (328 amino acids)
Biological process (GO): transcription elongation by RNA polymerase II; DNA-templated transcription
Cellular component (GO): nucleus
Molecular function (GO): nucleic acid binding; zinc ion binding
Source: RefSeq, a predicted model, not a curated record
CGAUAACCGCGCUUUUCGAUCGCAUUUCGACCGUGCAGCAGUAAAUCCUUCCACCCGGUUCCUCAUCGGUUCUCUGCAAACGUAUGUUCCGCGGAUUCUCGUGCCGCGGUUCGUAAGGCAACGCGCGUGAAGCAUAGUGAAAAAAGCCUCGCCUCGCUCGACAGCUUGCUUUUGUAGGGGUUGGUUCCUGUGACCAGUGCGUUGUUGGUUCUUGAAAGACGACUUCUUGUGGGGCCCACCGCCAGGAUGAACGUCGAAGAGGAAGUGUUUCGGAUCCAGAAAAAGCUCGGCAAAAUGACAUCCUUAUCGGAUGGCUCGGGCCAAGAGCAGGCGUUGGAUUUGUUGCGUGAGCUGCAGCGGCUGAGCAUCGAUCUGGAUAUUCUGACGAAAACGCGCAUCGGCAUGACGGUGAACGAGCUGCGCAAGUGCAGCAAAGACGACGAGGUGAUCAGUCUGGCGAAAUCGCUCAUCAAAAGCUGGAAACGGUUCCUGGCCGGUACGCCACCCUCGAAGGACGGUGGCAAGGACGGGUCGAAGGGUUCGAGCAAAGCGUCAAGCAAAUCGAACAGCAAAUCGUCCGACGGUGGCACCGGUGGUACCGCCGGCGGGCACGGUCCUGGCACCGGGGGUGCCGGUAGCGGACGCGAGGGCAACAAGAAGGACUCGGAGCGGGAGGGCAAAGAGGGCAAAACGAAACCGACGCAGGUCAGUUUUCCGGCCCAAUCGAGCAACACGACCGAUGCCGUGCGCCUGAAGUGUCGCGAAAUGCUGGCCAACGCACUGCGCGUCGAGGGGGAGAUGCCGGAGGGCUGCCAAACGCCGGAGGAGCUGGGCGAAGAGCUGGAGGAAGCGAUAUUUGUCGAGUUUAAAAACACCGAUAUGCGGUACAAGAACCGGAUCCGGUCGCGGGUUGCCAACCUGAAGGACCCGAAGAACCCGAGCCUGCGGGGCAACUUUGUGAGCGGAGCGCUGACCGCGCAGCGGCUAGCCAAGAUGACGUCCGAGGAGAUGGCGAGCGACGAGAUGAAACUGCUGCGCGAUCGGUUCGUGAAGGAGGCGAUCAACGAUGCCCAGCUGGCGACGGUGCAGGGCACCAAGACCGAUCUGCUGAAGUGUGGCAAGUGUAAGAAGCGCAACUGUACCUACAACCAGCUGCAGACGCGCAGCGCGGACGAACCGAUGACCACGUUCGUGAUGUGCAACGAGUGCGGCCACCGUUGGAAGUUUUGCUAAGCUGCGGUGCUUCACGCCGCACCCGGGAAGAUUAUGUUUUGUCUUUGUGGCAGUGGUACGCAGAGUUGCCGCAACGUUUAGAAGUGUAACUUGAGGUGGAAAAAAUCGGUUUUAAAACACACUGCAUGUGGUCGAGGCAUCGGAAGAUGACGAUCAUGGGCAUCGGAGGGCGAUCGAGAAGCAGUCUUGCCCGCAAUAGGGCAAACGAUACGACCAAUCUGCUGCUUGCUCUAUCACUAUUAAGGCUACUUUCUAAGGCAAUGUAGGUUGUACUCGCUGAAACGACCCUCCCGCAGUCGCAAAGCUUUAAUUUAACGUAUUUUUAUUUUUAACCCCUUUUUGCACGGGACGUGAGUGGUUUUACAAUGCCCACGAUGGUUCGUACCAUCCCAUUUGCUUGAAUGAUUGCCACAGAUUCAUGGCGCACAGAUUGCUCGUAUGUUGUGACCGAUUCGGUGUUAGCUAGGGAUUCCUUUAGAACGUUGUCCACCACACUGUUUGUCGUACCGUAGAAAAUGUGUUUUGGUACUUUAGUUUCCGUUCUUUCGAACGCCGAUCGGCUCCAGGAACCGCGCCGCGAAGUGCGAAACAAAAACCUCAGCAAUCGAAGCAAGCGAUCUCAAAUCGACUCGAGAAAACCUGCCGAGUUGCUCCGGGUCCGAUAGAAGAACUGCAAGCGGAAAGCUAUCAUCACCAGCUGCGCACUGCAAAAUCACAUCUUAAGCUAGGGUUAAGGUAAUGCUGUUUCUAUGAAGCAAGACAAACAGCACGGAAAGAAAACGUGCAAAACGCACGUUGCGGUUCGCGAGGCGGAGAACGAAGUCGUGUAACAAAACAUAAAUAA